Molecule: messenger RNA, 1926 nt
Organism: Drechmeria coniospora
Lineage: Eukaryota; Fungi; Ascomycota; Sordariomycetes; Hypocreales; Ophiocordycipitaceae
Product: Nucleotide-binding, alpha-beta plait
Exons: 7
Coding region: 1-1926 (641 amino acids)
Molecular function (GO): RNA binding
Source: RefSeq, a predicted model, not a curated record
AUGCAUAUUGGAUUUCCAGGAUCCGACAGUGGCACUCCUGCAAAAGCUUACUAUGGAUACCAAACUCCUCACAAGCCUCGCGGCUCAUCGGUGGAUACUGAUGCAGUCAGUCCCUCGACAUUUAUGGUUGGAUCCAGCGAGGACGACGAUGUAUUUGCCGACGGAACCAACGAUGGAUUGUCCAGAAGCACACACCGCGGGCCCGCAACUGAUGUUGCUGUCUAUCAUGCGAGCCGUGGAAAAGUCGAUCCACAGACUAUGUACGCUGGGUCGUCUUGCAUGUUUGUUGCCAAUCUUCCGCAACAGUUCGAAGAUGAACUACUUGAAGAGGAGGUAACCAAAGUUUUCAGUAACUUUGGCAUCGUAUUCGUCAAGAUCAAACGCGACGCCAAAAACAUGCCCUUUGGAUUCUGCCAGUAUACCAACGACACGGACGCGCAGAAAGCUAUGAAAUAUGGAAAGGGCAUCACCAUUCUUGAACGUCCUUGCCGCAUAGAAAUGGCCAGGGCUCAUUCGUCCUUCAUCGUGUACAAGUUUUCCGGUCAGCGCAUUCGCAUCAGCGAGGCAAGGGAACUUCUUGAUCGCCUCGGAGAAAUCUCAAAGGUUGAGUACCUUCACGAGGGCAUUCGAGCCGUUGCGGACCUCCCGCAGACUGUUGUAGUCACGUACAGAAUGUACGACUCGAAACGCGACCCUCUGAGAAUUUUUGCGAACAACGCGACAUACUGCGUGCAAAUUUACGAUCCAAAGGCACUUUCGACUGGACGAAACGUUGCUCCCCCCAUGCUGCGUGAAGGGAGCUUUCUGAGGCAGUACGACAAGGACCGUCGGUCAGCUUACGUCGGAAAUCUCCCCCCUAGUAUGACGAAGGAUGUGCUUCGAUCCCUGGGUAGUUCGUGCGGCGAUGUCUUGGAUGUUCAACUCCACCGGAAGGAGAUACCGGGCCAGGUGACCUGCUUUGGCUUCGUUGAAUUUUCUCGCCCCGACGCCCCUGAUGAAUUUAUCGACGCACUCAACAACACUGAUAUCGAUCAAUACCGAAUUCGAGUCGAGCGCAAACAGUCUCGGCAAAUCGAUUCCACCCGUCGAGUUUCUCAUCCGGCCUUUGAGACCCCAUACCCGCGAUCCUCGACAAGACGCCCUCGCGUUGGAUCCUUUGAGCUUGGAAAGCCAUCCGAAUGCUUCAAGAAUACUCCGAGAGCUCCCGCGGGCAUGGAAAACUCGUCUCAUCGCACCCAGUACGCUUCAAGCUCCUUUACUCCCGGUCGUAAUCGGCAGGCUCGUCCGACAGUUCUCGGCUCUGGUGCGUCCCCAGAUGGCGCACUGUUCGAUCCCGACACUCCGAACUUGAUGAGCACUCCCUUUUGUGGCCAUCGUUCUUCUCACGCUGAGCGUGGCGAGGCGGGCAGUGCAAGAACUACGACGAGGAAGUCUGUUGAAUUUGAUCUUCCGCAAAGGCCCCAGGUUGCCUUGCCCGCGGCUCCAGACGCUGGCGCUCCGGAAGCAGUGCACGUUUCCAAGCCCGCAACUCCAACGGCUGCGAGUCCUUCGGUGGCCACCGUGCGAACGUCCUCUCCCGUGAACAGAGUGUCCGUCACGAACAAUGGCGAUGGCAUUUCUGCCCCACCUCAGAUGCCUUGGAUGCCCCAUUAUUCGCCGUUCGGGUACCCUUACAUCGGUCAGCCCAUUACGCCACACCCCAACCCGACUGCAAUAUACGCUGGGUACAUGCCGCCCCUGUUCCAGCCCAUGUACGACAUGUACGGAAACAUGAUAUAUUCUCCAACUCCGAUGAUGUCCCCAUUCAGCAACGCACCUCCGACUUGCAGCGAACCAACCGAACCCUCGAGCAAUAUUCACAUUGCCGCUGCAACAGCAGAGGAGAAAGGGUCUGAUCAGGGCUCUGCUACGCCGUCUAAUCAGUGA